AUGUUAUCAAUAGUAUUGCUGAGAUUUAUAAUAAAAUCUCAUCCAGCAUGGAAUGAAUAUGUUUUACCAAUACUGUAAAUUUAUAUUGCUUACAUUUGGAAUUUGGAUAAUUUUUUCCCCACUACAACAGAAGAUCCAAACUAUGAUUAUGAUGCUAGUUAUGAGUAUAACUGGUAUUAUGGAUUUCAAGCAUUCUACUUUCAUUUCGGUAACUUUUAUUAAAAUGUAUAUAGCAAUUUUGCAACUAGGUUAUUAAAUAUGGCCUUAGGCAAUUGCAUUGCUAGCUAUUUAUAUUUAAUAUGUUACUUACUAUCCUACAAAUACAUUAGAAUAUUAAGCUAUGUGUACGACUAUAUUUAUGGUUUUUAUUGGUUUAGUAGUUAUGAAAUACACAAAUGAAAAAAUUAAACGACUUUAAUUUAGGGAUAGUAGAGAAUAGAAUAGAUGGAUUAAAAUUAUAGAUUAAGUUUUAGAUUAAUCGAUCGUUGUUAUUAAGUUUGAUUAAAAAUAAGAUUAAUUAAUUUUGUUAUAAAUAAAUGAUAUUUCAAAGACAAGAUUAAAAAUUUAAGAUAAUAAAGAAUUUAGAGAAAUGCUCAGAAAUGUAUGAUUAUUAUUAUUCUUUAGAUGGUUAUAGAAAAUAAUUAAUUGGAUAAAGAUGAGAUUAAAUUAAAAAAUUUAGAAUAAGAGAUAAGAGAUCUUAUAAUAAAAAAUGAAUAAUAUAAAUUUAUUACUCAUUAAGUAGAUGUUCGAUCAAAUGUUUUACAUAAAGCAUAUAAAGUUAAAUUGAUAUAGUAAGUUUUAUCUGAUGAAUAUUGUGUGAUUGCAAUAUUUGAAUAAAAUUUAAAAAAUGAAAAUAAAUAACUUGAAUUAGAAGUUAGAUGUAAAGAAAAUAUAUUUAUAUAUUUGUUAAAGCAGUUUUUUUAAUAAAUCAAAACGGCAAAGACUAAAUUAUAAAUUUUACACUCAAUGAUUAAUUUUUAACAAAUUCGUUUAUUACUUAAUGGUUAAAAUCUUAAGUUUACAUAAAGUUGGAUUUCAACAAAUUAGAUUCGUAAUUAAAUUAAUUUAAUAUAUUCAAAGAGAAUUAAAAUUACGAUAAAAAAAGAAUUAUAAGGAUUUUUUACUAAUUAAAUUUAUUUUUUUAGCAUCUUAAUGAGUAUUUCAUAAAUUUUUGAUGAAUUUCAACAUAUAAAAAUAAAAGGCAAGACAAUACUAAAUAUUUAAAGAGUAAAAAUUACAUUAAUGGGAAAGAUUUGUGAUUUGGAAUCCUAACAAAAAUUAUUAAAAUUGAAUUUAAAUUUAAGUUAAACGCUUAGAGAGAAUUAGAAGAUAAUUUUAAAGUAGAUUUAAAAAUUAAUUAACAACAAAAACAUACUGAUAUAAUAGAAAAAUUAAAUAAUUUCAAUAUAUUUAAAUAAAUUUUUGUUAUGGGAAGGAUUCAGAGAAAAGCAUUUCAAUCUCAAAUACAAAGAUGGUUUGGCUCAUCUUUCUUUUGAAUUUGAAGUAUGA
Molecule: messenger RNA, 1509 nt
Organism: Paramecium sonneborni
Lineage: Eukaryota; Ciliophora; Oligohymenophorea; Peniculida; Parameciidae
Source: the annotation of a GenBank genome assembly